AUGUCGACCUUCACCUCAGACAAGCCACAGGCUACCUCGGAGCAUGUAAAUCCAUCGGAUUCCGGAUCCUCGCCUCCUUCGUCCCAGUUUCUGUCCAAGGAAGAACGAAUCCAACAUGAACGCCAGCAAGGUGGUGUCCCUACGGGCAUUUCGGGCUUUCUUAGCAAGAUGGGAGACCUCCCAGAGUGGAAGGUUGGGGGCUCGCUCUUGCACGGACGAUCUCUCAACUGGUCGAUUGGCUUCGUUGCGAGCUGCGGAUUCUUGAUGUUCGGUUAUGACCAAGGUGUACUCAGUGCACUUCUCACCCUGGAUUCGUUCCAAAAGAACCAGGUCCUCAUGACGCCUCGGGAUCAAUCCAACGACCUCUGCUGGUUGAACAACCCGGAUAACACGAUCCCCGAUCCGAACUAUUGUACCGGUGAUGCCAAUACCCAAGCCGCCGGAGUCGCCAUCUACCAGAUUGGAUGCUGGUUGGGAUCGUUGCUCAUUCUCUUUUACGGUGAGGGAUGGGGUCGAAAGUCCUCCACGUUUUGGGGUUCGGCCAUCAUGAUCAUCGGCACCAUCAUGCAGGCAGCUUCAUUUGAGUAUGGUCUUUUCGUGGCAGGUCGCGUUGUGGGCGGCAUUGGUAAUGGCAUGGUGACAUCCACAAUCCCAACGUGGCAAAGCGAGUGCGCCCGUCCUGAGCGACGCGGUGUCUUGAUCAUGCUUUCUGGGGCGCUUAUUUCGUGCGGUGUCAUGAUUGCUUACUGGGUCGACUAUGGCUUUUAUUUCCUGAGUGGCUCUGUGCGCUGGCGGUUCCCUCUUAUGUUCCAGUCCUUCUUCACCAUUAUCGUCAUGAUCGGACUCCUCUAUCUGCCCGACUCGCCACGGUGGCUGAUCAUGCAGGGUCGACGCACCGAGGCUCAGAACGUCAUUGCCCGUCUCCUGGGCAAGGAAGAGGACGACCCUGAGGUUGUGGAGGAGAAGCGGAACAUUGUUGAAGCUCUUGAAGCUCAAAGCAAGGGUGGCGAGUUCAAGAUGACGGAACUUUUGACCAACGGGCCAUCGCAAAACAUGCGCCGUUCGCUGCUCGCCAUGAUCUCGCAGUUCUUCCAGCAGAUGUGUGGCAUCAACCUGGUUACCUACUACGCGACUUUCCUGUUCGAAAACUCAUUGGGAUUCGGACCUUCCAUGGCCCGUCUGUUGGCUGCUGCCAAUGGCACCGAGUAUUUCUUUGCGUCGCUUGCUGCGUUGCCUCUGAUUGAGCGAACCGGCCGACGGAACCUCAUGAUCAUUGGCGCCUUUGGGAUGGCCGUAUCGAUGGCGAUUCUGGCGGGUGCAGUCUCUACGGGAACCAUAGCCCCCAACGGGGCCCCGGUGCUGGAGCCCAAGUACGGUAUUACGGCGACCGUCUUCUUCUUUGUCUUCAACUCCUUCUUUGCGAUUGGCUGGCUGGGCAUGACCUGGCUGUAUCCGGCAGAGAUUACCAACCUGCGCAUCCGUAUCCAGGCCAAUGCGCUCUCGACCAGCUCCAACUGGAUGUCCAACUUCCUCAUUGUGAUGAUCACGCCGCCGGCCUUCAAGAAUAUCGGAUACCAAACCUACAUCAUCUUUGCUGUUUUCAACGCUGCGCUCGUUCCUUUCGUUUACUUCUUCUUCCCAGAAACCAAGGGCCGCACGCUCGAGGAACUUGAUCUUGUGUUUGCGAGCGCCCAUGCCAAGGGCAUCGACCCGGUCAAGCAGAGCUUGACUAUGCCUUCUAUCUCUGGGCCCGAGCUCGAGCAGGAACUGAAUCGUUACUUCGGCCCCACGGACAGCGAAGCAUCUCAGAUGCACUAA
Messenger RNA from Penicillium alfredii, 1818 nucleotides. Its product is annotated as sugar porter family MFS transporter. The record is from RefSeq and is a predicted model, not a curated record. The transcript has 2 exons. Gene Ontology annotation, cellular component: membrane. Bases 1 to 1818 code for a protein of 605 amino acids. Lineage: Eukaryota; Fungi; Ascomycota; Eurotiomycetes; Eurotiales; Aspergillaceae. Gene Ontology annotation, molecular function: carbohydrate:proton symporter activity. Gene Ontology annotation, biological process: transmembrane transport; carbohydrate transport.